This is a messenger RNA of Echinops telfairi (small Madagascar hedgehog), 11098 nucleotides long. RefSeq names its product Dmx like 1 (gene DMXL1). Gene Ontology annotation, molecular function: protein binding. Gene Ontology annotation, cellular component: RAVE complex. Gene Ontology annotation, biological process: vacuolar acidification. The coding region runs from base 23 to 9190 and encodes 3055 amino acids. The record is from RefSeq and is a predicted model, not a curated record. The transcript is spliced from 44 exons. NCBI's taxonomy places the organism in Eukaryota, Metazoa, Chordata, Mammalia, Afrosoricida, Tenrecidae.
GCUGCGGGACUGAGGCGCCGACAUGAACCUGCACCAGGUGCUCACCGGGGCCGUGAACCCCGGCGACCACUGCUUCUCGGUGGGCAGCGUUGGCGACCAGCGCUUCACGGCAUAUGCAUCUGGAUGUGACAUUGUAAUUUUGGGAAGUGAUUUUGAAAGAUUACAGAUAAUCCCAGGAGCUAAACAUGGAAAUAUUCAAGUAGGAUGUGUAGACUGUUCAGUGCUACAAGGCAAGAUUGCAGCAUCAUAUGGAAAACUUAUCUCCAUUUUUGAGCCAGUUAACCUACAGAAAGAAAAGAAAACUUUGGAAUCAUACAGUCAGUGGCAGAAAACGGGUCAAUUUUUUCUGGAGUCAAUAGCACACAAUAUAACUUGGGAUCCCACAGGCAGUCGUCUUUUAACUGGGUCCAGCUGUUUGCAGCUCUGGUCCAAUACUAAUUCAGAAAAGCUAAAUGAAGAUGAAAAUGCAGAUAAAGCAGAUCUUAACUUUGGGGACUGGAGAUGCAUCUGGCAUUGCAGAACUGCUUCUGAAGUGCAUUUAAUGAAAUUUUCACCAGAUGGAGAAUUUUUUGCCACUGCUGGGAAGGAUGACUGUCUUGUAAAGGUGUGGUAUAAUGUAGAAAACUGGCGGACAGCUGUUCCCUCUCCAGAUGGAAGGUCAGAAAAACAAUCCCAAGGGGAGAUGGACUUUUCAUUUGUGUAUCUGGCCCAUCCUCGAGCUGUAAAUGGAUUUUCCUGGCGUAAAACCAGCAAAUAUAUGCCUAGGGCUUCUGUAUGCAAUGUACUGUUGACUUGCUGCAAAGAUAAUGUCUGCCGUCUUUGGGUAGAGACAUUUUUACCAAAUGAUUGUUUGCUGUAUGGAGGUGACUGCAGCCAUUGGACUGAACCAAUUAAUUUAACAAAUAACAUCAAGAGAAAUGCUUCCAGCAAAGAACGAGUUCAAAAUGCUUUAGAUGUAAAUCUGAGGCAUUUUCGUAGAGGUCGGAGGAGAUCACUUGCACUUGCAGCACAUACUGGAUACCUGCCGCAUCAGCAGGAUCCACAUCAUGUUCACAGAAAUACUCCACUGCAUGCGAAUGCACUUUGCCACUUUCAUAUUGCUGCCAGCAUCAACCCAGCCACAGAUAUUCCACUUCUUCCUUCUAUUACAUCCCUAAGCCUCAAUGAAAAUGAAGAAAAGAGUGGACCUUUUGUUGUACACUGGCUGAACAAUAAAGAGUUGCAUUUAACUUUGUCCAUGGAAGUCUUUUUACAGCAACUUAGAAAAAGUUUUGAGCAACCUUCUUCUGAGGCCAGUGUGGAAGACUGUAAUCCAGCUGAUGUAAAAUCUGAUGAAGAAAUGGAUGAUGGUGUUGACAAUCUGAAAAUUAAUCACGAAAAGAAGGAAUUGAGCAGUAAUAAAAUAGAACCAAACUCCAGCUUUGUACCAUUACCAUCAGCUGCCAUCGAUCAUCAAAUUGAAGUGCUUCUGGCUGAAUGGAGUAAAAAUGCAGACAUGCUCUUCAGUAUUCAUCCUGUGGAUGGUUCUUUGCUUGUUUGGCAUGUGGAUUGGCUGGAUGAAUACCAGCCUGGUAUGUUUCGUCAAGUGCAGGUGUCCUUUGUUUCCAGAAUUCCUGUAGCCUUCCCCACCGGUGAUGCCAACUCUCUCUGUAAAAGCAUAGUGAUGUAUGCCUGUACAAAGAAUGUCGACUUGGCUAUUCUGCAAGGCAAACAAAAGCCUUCAAGUCUCACACAUUCCACAUCAAUGCUAAUCUCUUCUGGUCACAGUAAAUCAGCUAACAGUUUAAAAUUAAGUAUUUUCACCCCGAACGUUAUGAUGAUUUCAAAGCACGCUGAUGGCUCUCUCAAUCAGUGGCUGGUCAGUUUUGCCGAAGAAUCUGCUUUUUCUACAGUUCUCAGUAUUUCCCACAAAUCCAGAUAUUGUGGACAUCGCUUUCAUCUUAAUGAUUUAGCUUGCCACUCAGUAUUACCAUUAUUGCUGACUACAUCACACCAUAAUGCAUUAAGGACACCAGAUGUCGACAGCCAAAAGCAACCUGAUGAUAUUGUCUAUGUUGAAGAUUGUUCUUUGGGGCAACAGAAUAAAAGCACCACUGAUGUGGUAUUUCAGGAUCCUAAUGCAGUUUAUAGUGAGCUUAUUCUCUGGAGGGUUGAUCCAGUUGGGCCAUUGUCUUUUUCUGGAGGUGUUUCUGAGCUUGCCCGGAUUAAUUCUCUUCAUGUUUCUGCCUUUUCCAAUGUGGCAUGGCUGCCUACUCUUAUACCCAGUUACUGUCUAGGGGCAUACUGCAACUCUCCUAGUGCAUGCUUUGUAGCAAGUGAUGGACAAUAUCUGAGAUUAUAUGAAGCAGUUAUCGAUGCCAAGAAACUUUUAUAUGAGCUAUCUAAUCCAGAAAUUUCUAAAUACGUUGGUGAAGUGUUUAACAUUGUAAGUCAGCAAUCGACAGCCAGACCAGGAUGCAUUAUUGCAUUAGACCCCAUCACCAAACUUCAUGGCAGAAAAACACAACUCCUUCAUGUUUUUCAAGAAGAUUUCAUUUUGAAUGACCUUGAGAAGAAAAGUUGGGGAAAGGACAAUUUAUCUCAUGCAGGCAACUCACCUAAUAGAUUUUCUGAAAAGUUCUACCUAGUUGUAAUAGAGUGUACUCAAGACAACCGGUCAUUGCUACGUAUGUGGAAUUUACAUUUAAAGUCCAUUCCUGUCUCGUUGGAUGAAAAAACAGAUACAAAAACAGCUGAAGCAGGUUGUCAGCCUAACGAACAUUAUUCUUCUCCAGAAAAGAUUAUAUCUCCUUUUUCACAAAAGUAUGAAGCUUGCAGAGCAAAUCUUCAAAGUACCAGCAAGUUGACCCUUUCUUCAGAAAUGGUUUAUAGCCAAGAAUUGUGUUUACCUGACGGAGUUGAGAUAAUAAGUGUUAAGCCAUCAGCAGGACAUUUGAGUUCUUCUUCCAUAUAUCCUGUAUGCAGUGCUCCUUACUUAUUGGCAACUUCAUGCUCAGAUGAGAGCGUACGAUUCUGGAGAUGCAGAGUAACAGGUGUAGAAUCUGCUACAUCAAAGAAUGGCAAGAUGGAUCUUACAUACAUCUGGGAAGAAUGGCCAUUGCUUAUUGAAGAUGGACUUCAGAACAAUAGUAGUAUCUCUGUACCUGGUAGACCUAUAGAAGUUAGCUGUGCACACACAAAUCGUUUAGCAGUAGCUUAUAAGCAGCCUGCAUGUACUAGUAGCUCUUCUCAGGACUUUAUGAUGCAUGUAAGUAUUUUUGAAUGUGAAUCUACAGGAGGUUCAUGUUGGAUUCUUGAACAGACAAUUCAUUUAGAUGAGUUAAGCACAGUCUUGGAUUCUGGCAUUAGUAUUGACAGCAAUUUAGUGACCUAUAAUAAACAGGAGAUUUAUUUAUCUAGUAAAGAGACUAUCACAUCAAACACAAAGCACUUAGUUCACUUAGACUGGAUGUCUAGAGAGGAUGGUUCUCAUAUUCUGACUGUUGGAAUUGGAUCCAAGCUGUUUAUGUAUGGACCCCUGGCUGGCAAGCUACAAGAACAGUCUGGAAAGGAAAGUAUAGCAUUUCCGCUCUGGGAGGGCACUAAAGUUGUGCCUCUUUCCAAGUUUGUUCUGUUACGAAGUGUGGACCUGGUUUCAUCUGUGGAAGGCUCCCCACCUUUACCUAUUUCUUUGUCAUGGGUUCGUGAUGGCAUCCUGGUGGUAGGAAUGGACUGUGAAAUGCAUGUAUAUUCCCAAUGGCAGCCAUCUUCUAAACAAGAACUGGUUAUAGCAGAUUCAUACAGUGGAAGCACUCCAUCUAUAGUAAGUUUAGUUAAACAAAGUAAUUCAUCAAGUUUUGGGUUGCAUCCUCCAAAGAAAACUCUGACUCGAUCCAUGACCAGUCUUGCACAGAAAAUCUGUGGAAAGAAAACGGCAUUUGAUCCUUCAGUGGAUAUGGAAGAUUCUGGACUCUUUGAAGCAGCUCAUGCACUUUCCCCAACUUUACCUCAGUACCAUCCCUUGCAGCUUUUGGAACUCAUGGAUCUUGGGAAAGUUCGGAGAGCAAAAGCCAUCUUGUCGCAUCUUGUCAAGUGCAUUGCUGGAGAAGUUGUGGCGCUGAAUGAAACUGAAUCCAAUCAUGAACGCCGCCUUAGGUCUCUCACCAUCAGUGCUAGUGGAAUCACUACCAGAGACCCCCAAGCAUUCCACAAAAGUGAAAGUACAGAUUAUACAGAAAUAGAUUCUGUCCCUCCGCUUCCUUUAUACUCUUUACUUGCAGCAGAUGAUGACAGCUGUUACUCAGCCUUGGAGAUCUCUAGUAACCAGAAUACCUUAAAUAAAUCAAACCAAUUAUCAACUGAAAAUUAUGAUGAGCUUUUUCAGAUCUCAGCUCUAAUGUCUGACAGCCAUGUGUUAGAGACAGACGAAGAAAACACAAAGCCCAGGGUUAUUGACCUGUCACAGUACAGUCCAACUUACUUUGGUCCUGAGCAUGCUCAGGUUCUUUCUGGCCACUUACUUCAUUCCAGCUUACCAGGACUCAGCCGAAUGGAGCAGAUGUCUUUAAUGGCCUUAGCAGACACAAUUGCAACUACAAGUACUGAUAUUGGAGAAAGCCGAGACAAAAGCCAAGGUGGAGAAACUCUUGAUGAAUGUGGAUUAAAAUUUCUUUUGGCUGUUCGACUCCAUACCUUCCUUACAACUUCCCUUCCAGCCUAUCGAGCUCAACUCCUUCACCAAGGUCUUUCUACUAGUCAUUUUGCCUGGGCAUUUCACUCAGUAGCAGAAGAAGAAUUGCUGAACAUGUUGCCAGCGAUGCAAAAAGAUGAUCCCACUUGGGCUGAGCUAAGAGCUAUGGGUGUAGGGUGGUGGGUCCGGAAUACCCGAAAUUUACGCCGAUGCGUAGAAAAGGUAGCCAAAGCUGCUUUUUACCGAAAGAAUGAUCCUUUAGAUGCUGCCAUCUUUUACCUCGCAAUGAAAAAGAAAGCUGUGAUUUGGGGGUUAUAUAGAUCUCAAAAGGAUGCCAAAAUGACACAAUUUUUUGGACACAAUUUUGAGGAGGAUAGGUGGCGUAAAGCCGCUUUAAAGAAUGCCUUUUCCUUACUAGGCAAACAGCGUUUUGAACAUUCUGCAGCAUUUUUUCUUUUAGCUGGCUGCCUUAGAGAUGCAAUUGAGGUAUGUCUUGAAAAACUGAAUGACGUUCAGUUGGCUCUUAUAAUAGCAAGACUCUAUGAAUCUGAAUUUGAUAGAGCAUCUACAUAUAAGUCUGUAUUACGUAAAAAGGUUUUGGGAAUUGAGUCUCCUGCCAAUGAAGUCAAUUUAUUGAACAUAAAUAUGCAUUAUGAUCCUUUUCUUCGGAGUAUGGCAUAUUGGAUUUUGGAAGAUUAUGGUAGUGCUCUGGAAACAUUAAUAAGGCACCCUGUCAGAGAGGAUCAUGGUCAAGCCAUGAUGUCAGGCUGCAAUCCUGCAGUUUUCAACUUCUAUAAUUAUCUAAGGACACAUCCUCUAUUGCUGAGACGUCAUGUUGGCUCUUCUGAUGCAUUUUCCAUACACACGAGUCUAACAGGGAAAAAUGGGCUAUCUGGAACAAUCAACUUAAGUGAAAGGAGAUUAUUUUUUACUACUGCCAGUGCACAUUUAAAAAAUGGUUGUCCCAUGUUGGCUCUGGAAGUUUUAUCAAAGAUGCCCAAAGUCAUAAAAAAGACGAAACCUUUUUGUAGAACAUCUAGUUUUUUUGAUACUAGUAAAGACUGUUCUCCAUCUUCUCCAUCAAAAUUGGAUGCAAGGGAAGAUAAGUCUGCUGUUGAUUGGUCUCAGUCAUUGGUGAAUGGUUUUGGAUCUUCUUCGGAGGGUUCCUCAGAGAAGCAAUCAAACUCCACUCUUUCUUUUGACUGGAGCCAACCAAGUUUUGUAUUACAAGAAGACUCCUUAGAGUUAAAAUGGGACAGUGACAACGAUGAAGAAAAUGAGGACCUUCCUAUUUCAAUGAAGGAACUAAAACCUUCACAGGGAAAAAUCAGUAAAAAAUUAGAUGAAACAAGUUCUAAUUGCACAGAAUCUUUCAAUACACUAGAUGAGAAUGACAUUUUAAGUCCUUCAGAAGAUAUAAUUACAGUUCAAUUAAAAUUUAGAGCAUGUUUGAAGAUUCUCACAGUAGAACUUCGUACUUUAUCUACUGGUUAUGAAAUAGAUGGUGGAAAAUUGCGUUACCAACUCUACCAUUGGCUUGAAAAAGAAGUGAUAGCUCUUCAGAGGACUUGUGACUACUGUGCAGAUGUUGAAGAAUUACAGCCUGCAUUUGAUGAAGAUGGAGAUGAGGUUCGAUUAAGUGAUGAUGCUGAAGACUUGCUUCAUCAAACAAAAGUGAAAAAACUGAAGGAAAAUUUUCAGGAAAGAAGACAGUGGCUCUUAAAGUAUCAGUCACUCUUGAGGAUGUUUCUUAGUUACUGCAUACUUCAUGGAUCCCAUGGUGGGGGCCUUGCAUCUGUGAGAAUGGAACUGAUUUUGCUUUUACAAGAAUCUCAGCAGGAAACAUCAGAACCAAUUUUUCCUAGCCCUUUGUCAGAGCAAACUUCAGUACCUCUCCUCUUUGCUUGUACAGCUAGUGCCAAAACAGUAGUUGCCAAUCCAUUAUUGCACCUGAGCAACCUAACACAUGAUAUUCUACAUGCCAUAGUAAAAUUUGAUUCACCUCCCCAUCCUGAUAUCCAGAACAAUAAUGUAUAUGUAAUGCAUACAUUAGCAGCUUCACUUUCUGCUUGUAUUUAUCAGUGUCUUUGUGGUAGUCAGAAUUACAGUUCAUUACAAACAAACCAGUUUACAGGAAUGGUGUAUCAAACAGUACUGCUUCCCCACCGGCAUUCUUUGAAAACAGGAAGCUUAGAUGAAGCAAUGACUCCCAACACGUCACCAGCUAAAUGGCCAGGAAUAACCUCUCUAAUUCGACUUUUGAAUUCUUCGGGUGAGGAAGCCCACCCUGGGCUUACAGUUUUGCUCUGUGAGAUUCUCACAGCAGUUUAUCUUAGUCUCUUCAUCCAUGGCCUGGCGACACAUUCUAGUAAUGAGCUAUUUCGGAUUGUGGCUCAUCCUCUCAAUGAAAAAAUGUGGUCUGCUGUAUUUGGUGGAGGUGCACAUAUUCCCAGCAAAGAACAGGCACAUUCAAAAGCUUUAACUGGAAGGCACUUUGCUAUGCCUAGCCCCCACCAGGUAGUGGUAUUCUCCAUGGAGUGUGUGGGCUUUUCCAAAGCUCUCUCAGCCAUCAGUUCUCAUAGCCCUCCCAGUCUUGCAGUUUCCUCAUUAGUGGAAGAAGGAGAGAAACAGAACAAACCAUUUAGGCCAUCAAAAAUGUCUUGCAGAGAAACUGCUUCCCCACCAGUCAUCCAGGAGUCACUAGCAGUGAAAGAGAAGUUCAUCCCACCCGAGCUCAGUAUCUGGGACUAUUUCAUAGCCAAGCCAUUUCUACCCCCUUCCCAAAGUAGAGCAGAAUAUGAUUCAGAGGAGAGUCUGGAAAGUGAUGACGAUGAUGAUGAUACUUUAUCAUCAGAUUUCCAUCUCCAAGAGCAUUCAAACUCAAACUCAUAUAGUUGGUCUUUGAUGCGAUUAGCGAUGGUGCAGUUGGUACUCAACAAUUUGAAGACUUUCUAUCCCUUUGCAGGUCAUGAUCUCGCAGAACUUCCUGUGAGUUCACCACUUUGUCAUGCAGUUCUAAAAACCCUCCAGUGUUGGGAACAAGUUCUUCUCCGACGCCUUGAAAUCCACGGCGGGCCACCUCAAAACUAUAUCUCUAGUCAUACCUCUGAAGAAAGGUUGUCCUCAGGUCCUGAAAUUCUUCGCCACAAAGCUUUGUUGGAACCUACAAACACUCCUUUCAAAUCCAAACACCACCUGGCACUUUCUGUGAAGAGGCUUUGGCAGUACUUGGUAAAACAGGAGGAAAUUCAGGAGACCUUUAUCAGAAAUAUAUUCACAAAGAAACGGUGCUUAAAUGAGAUAGAAGCAGAUUUGGGCUAUCCUGGUGGUAAAGCAAGAAUUAUUCAUAAGGAAUCUGAUAUCAUUACUGCCUUUGCUGUUAAUAAAGCAAAUAGAAACUGCAUUGCAAUUGCUUCCAGCCAUGACGUUCAAGAAUUAGAUGUUUCAGGGAUUCUAGCUACACAGAUCUAUACUUGGGUGGAUGAUGAUGUAGAAAUGGAAGCCAAAAGCUCAGAAGAUUUCUUGGUUAUACAUGCUCGUGAUGAUUUAACAGCCGUUCAGGGUACAACUCCAUAUACACACAGUAAUCCUGGCACUCCAAUCAACAUGCCAUGGCUUGGUAGUACACAGACUGGCAGAGGAGCAUCUGUGCUGAUUAAGAAGGCCAUUAAUAAUGUCAGAAGAAUGACUUCUCAUCCAACUCUUCCUUAUUAUCUGACAGGAGCUCAAGAUGGAAGUGUCAGAAUGUUUGAAUGGGGCCAUUCUCAACAAAUAACCUGUUUUCGAUCUGGUGGCAAUUCAAGAGUUACACGAAUGAGAUUUAACUAUCAGGGAAAUAAGUUUGGAAUCGUUGAUGCUGAUGGAUAUUUGAGCUUGUAUCAAACAAAUUGGAAAUGUUGCCCAGUAACUGGAAGCAUGCCUAAGCCAUAUCUGACUUGGCAAUGUCAUAACAAAACAGCCAAUGAUUUUGUCUUCGUGAGUUCCUCCUCUCUGAUAGCUACUGCUGGUCUUUCAACAGACAAUAGGAACAUAUGUUUGUGGGAUACUCUUGUUGCACCUACCAAUAGUUUAGUCCAUGCUUUUACUUGCCAUGAGAGUGGAGCCACGGUGUUAGCAUAUGCCCCCAAACAUCAACUGCUGCUAUCAGGUGGCAGAAAAGGCUUUACAUGUGUGUUUGACCUUCGCCAACGACAACAGAAGCAGCUUUUCCAGAGCCAUGACUCUCCAGUGAAAGCCAUUGCUAUUGACCCAAGUGAAGAGUACUUCGUUACAGGAUCUGCUGAAGGGAAUAUCAAGAUUUGGAGUCUUUCAACCUUUAAUCUUCUCCACACUUUUAUCAGCGAACAUGCUCGGCAGUCCAUUUUUAGGAAUAUUGGAACCGGCGUGAUGCAAAUUGAAACAGGACCAGCAAAUCACAUUUUCUCUUGUGGAGCUGAUGGAACAAUGAAAAUGAGGAUACUGCCAGAUCAGUUUAGCCCAUUAAAUGAAGUGUUGAAAAAUGAUGUGAAAUUUAUGCUCUGACACUUUGACUAUAACAUGUAUAAUUUAUUAUCUACUUCAUGGAAGUGGCCAACAGAUAUAAUGAUAGAAUGUACAGUGAUCACUCUUAAUUAGUGCCACAUAUAAGCUAAUGCUCUCUUGUUUUCAUAUUUAUUUUAUAAAGCCUUUGCCCAUUAUACACUGAUGCCUUAAAGAUUAACAAGGUCAUUCAGAAUUAGAUUAUAUUGCCUAAAGUAGAAUGUAUAAUUAAUACUAUAAUACAUACAUAUUUAUAGUAUUUUGUAGUAAGUAUGUCAUAGUGUUAAAGGAGUUUUGCUUUCUUUUUGUUGUUAAUAACUUCUGCAGAUAACUGCUUGAAUUUCUUUCACACAAAAAUACCUUUUAUUUAAUGGUUUUACACGUGAUAGUUAGUCAUUGUUAAUUCACUACAAUCUCACUUCCUUAUCAUAUUUCUACACCUCAGAUGUCCCCUUUUUAAAUCUAUACUAGUGUGACAUUUAGGUAAGAAUCAAACAGUGAGCAUCUUCACAAAAGCUGUCACUGGGACUUUAGUGAUAAAUGAACCAAAUGGCUCAUUACAUAAAAUGUUCAUCCGUCUAACUCUAGAUCCCAAGUUGUAUGUAUGCGCAUGUGCAUCUGUGUAUAUAUGUGUAUAUAUAUUUUGCACAACUUAUUUGAACUUAGUUUGUGUACAUAAAAACUACACAUUUUUUCAUGUGUUUUUGUGCCAUAACAAGUACUGCCACCAGAAUAACAAACUUUUAGCAAUUUUUUUAACAUUUUGCUUUUUAAUUUUAAUCCUAAUUAGCAAAUAAAUUUGAGAAAGACUUGCAAGAGUAUUACUUUAAAGGUUGUUUUAAGUUAAAUGAGCCUUAGAAGGCAAUAAAGAUUCUGUGUUGGCAUAGGUAAGACACUUUAGCGUGUGUAUGCUUGUGAAUUUGUCAAAAGAUUUUGAGCAUCAAAUUAGCAUUUUAUUUAAAUUUUAGUUUUAGGUAUUUUGGAUCUAAAAUUUUGAAACCUUCAAACAAUAUUUUCAGAAAUAAAUGUGAAAACAGUCAAACAGAAAGUAUUUACAAAUGUAAAUUACCUGUCAGAUCUACCAUUAAUAAAAAAUCAAACAUAUUAUUUUUGCCAAAAUAUAUAUUAUUUUAUUAUAAAUAUGACCGACCAAAAUAUUAAAAACACAGAAUGCAUUCAACUUGCAUGUGCUAAUCCUAUGUCUUUCUGUUUUGUGCUGUAUGCCUUUUUCUAACGCAGAAUUAUAGAAAACAUGAUAAAUACUUGAUUAUAACCAGUGAGAGUUGAGGCACAUGGGACUUAAGUGUUUAAGGGACAAUUAUAUAUACUAUUUAGCUUAAAUAUAUUUUGUUUAAUAGGAACUAUAAAAGAUUUUUAUGUAAUAACAUAUGGACAACUGUUAUCUUGGAAAUUAAAGAGUCAAAUAAAGUGAAGUACUGAAGGGCUGGCAAAAUGAAUUUUGUAAUAUCCUCAGGAUACUUUUAUCUUAAAAAUAUAUUAGUAAAGAUUUUGUAAAUUGUAUUUCAUAAUUUUAAAUGUGUUGAACCAACAUACAGUGGAAAUGCUGUAAUUAUGUAGAGGUUUGUGUACACAUAAUAACCUGUACCUAUAAAUUGUGCAAUAACUAUGUGACUAUUUUUGUCAUAGAGAAAUCUGUGACAGCAUUGCAAACAGUAAUAUUGUUUAAUAUAGUUAAGUUUAAGUUAUUUUUCAGUGAUUUCUUCACAAAUCAAGAUUUAAAAGUGUUUGGACACUUUCAAUGACGUAGACUAUUAAUGUGCUUCUGAGAAAAAACGAUUGUGGAUAAGCAAGCAUUUUAUUUGAGGGUUUAUAUGAACACCUAAAUUAUGGAAACCCAUAUGUAUUUACAUCCAGAGUCAUAAAUAUUUUAAAUAAACAAUCAUGCAGUGA